Molecule: messenger RNA, 2115 nt
Organism: Bombina bombina (fire-bellied toad)
Lineage: Eukaryota; Metazoa; Chordata; Amphibia; Anura; Bombinatoridae
Gene: PLPBP
Product: pyridoxal phosphate binding protein
Exons: 8
Coding region: 29-850 (273 amino acids)
Cellular component (GO): intracellular anatomical structure
Molecular function (GO): pyridoxal phosphate binding
Source: RefSeq, a predicted model, not a curated record
UAGGUAAAGGCGGAAGUGCCAAGGAGUAAUGUGGAGGGCAGGCAUGGCAGAGGAGAUAGGGAGAGCUUUGCAGUCAGUACGGGAGAGGGUGCAAAAUGCUGCCGCCAGGAGAGCUAAGAGUCUUCCACAGCGAGAGCCCAGAUUAGUAGCUGUAAGUAAAACGAAGCCGGCAGAAAUGGUGAUCGAGGCUUACUGUCAUGGGCAGCGCUAUUUCGGGGAGAACUAUGUUCAAGAACUAGUCGAGAAGGCUUUAGAUGCACAUAUUUUGUCUUCAUGUCCUGAGAUCAAAUGGCAUUUCAUCGGACAUUUGCAAAAAGCCCACAUCAAUAAGCUUGUUGCUCUCCCAAACCUCUAUAUGUUGGAAACUGUAGACUCCAUAAAACUUGCUGACAAAGUAAAUAGCUCAUGGCAGAAGAAGGGACAAUCAGAGAGGUUAAAAGUCAUGGUGCAAGUUAACACAAGCAGCGAGGAAAGCAAACAUGGCCUCCCUCCUGGUGAAACGGUGUCAGUGGUGAAACAUAUCAAUGAAAAAUGUCCUAGUCUGGAAUUUGUUGGACUGAUGACCAUUGGAAGCUUUGGAUAUGACACUAAAGAUGGACCUAACCCCGAUUUCCAGUUGUUGCUGACUCAGCGUAAAGAGGUGUGUGAGAAGCUUGGACUCCAGGUGGAUUCUGUGGAGCUCAGUAUGGGAAUGUCCAUGGACUUUGAGCAUGCUAUUGAAGUUGGCUCCACAAACAUCCGUAUUGGCAGCACUAUUUUUGGGGAACGAAAUUACAUCAAACCUAAAAAAGAAGAUCCGAAUGUAACUGCCACACAGGACAAAUUAGGAAGCCUGACAGUGCAGGAAUAAGGAUCAGUAGUGGAGAGUAUUAGCCAUGGUAGUAAUGCAGAGGAAGCCACAUUGACCUCUUACAUUUUUCCUUACCAAAGAGGUUGGCAACCUACUAUAGUGACGUUUGUGUAAUGCUCUGAUUUAUAAUAAACACUUUCACUAUGAGAAGAAUGUGCAGUAUGUUCUACCCAGCAGCCCAAGGGUUAAAGCAGCCAAAUAAUUUUGGAUUUUGGCCCCUUUAUUCCAUUUGAGCACCUCACUGAAAUAUUCUCUUCAAGAGUUCAUCAUUUGCUGCUCCGUUAAAUUCAAAAUUGCAUCAUUAUGUCCUUUAUCAUUUCUCUUCUCAUGCGAUCUCUCUGUGCAAAGACCAUGCAACCAUAUGGUAUCCACCCAACAAAGAAAAAAGCCUGAAUCUAAUUCAUAGAUAAAAUAAAGAAAAUACUGUAUUUAAACAUAAUAUCUAAGGUAUAAACUGUUGGUACCGGAUUGGCAAAUUCUUAAACACACUGCUUAACAAAAAGGACAAAAAUCUAUAUGAAUUUGUAUGCCAUUAGAACAAUUAUAGCUAUUUUAUGCCUUCAAUAAUAAUAAUGUCUGCAGCCAUUAAACUAAAUAUCUGUGUUACUAACAUGCUCCUAAGGCCAAACUUUAUUUAAUGUUGUGUUUUUAUGUUCCUUGUGCACAAUAAUGAAUGUGACAAACCUGAUGCACUGCUAUGUGAAGAAAUAAAAGUGUAUUCUGGGAACAUAAGUGACUACAGCAUUUUUUCCACACAAUGCCUUUUAUUACUUAAUAAUGUAUAUACUGUUAUCAACUGAGACAGAACUGCCUCUUUGUGACCCUUAUUAGUAAUAAAUGAACUACCACUGUUUUCACAGUAAGUGGAACAAGCAGUUUAUUGUCAGCAGAUCACAUCCCUUCUGUUAUGGGCUUUUCUCUCAAAGAGGCCAUGACUCCCAAUUAGUCGCACACCCACUGUCAGAGAUUUGUUGUUACAAGUGCGUCCACGCAAAGGAAGGGAAGUGCAAUCUCAAAAGCUGUCUCAUGGUGGCACUGUUCAGCUGAAGAAGCUUUAACCGUGAGUCUGAAUUCAAACUUCAAGUUCUUUAUUACUGGCACCUCCUAUACACAAGGCUGCUAUUCUGGUACUGAAAUUGUACACGUUAGCUUACUUUUAAGUGAAUUUAAAAUAGUGAAAAACUUUACUGAUCUGUGUUCUAUAAUAGAAUUAUCAACAAAAACUAUGUAAUAAAAAAGUUAUUAAAUUUCACUUGGCUUCAACA